AUGCCCUCUUCAUCCCACGCCAGGGCUACAGCAGCCACAAUCCCCUUCUCCCCUCCCCCGGGGAUACGUACCAUUGUCGAUCCGCUUCCGAUAAUACGCCACUUCAUAUCCGAAGGCAACCCCCCGUACAACGUCUUGCACGUCGCCAAACUCACGACAGUCCACAAGAGCAAGAUGCGCGCCGUUCUCGACAGCGUAACGCAGGGCCACGGCAUCCCGUGGGACAUAGCGGGCGUCUGGACGGACGAGGAGGACAACCUGCUCCGGGUCAUCGGGAAGUGGGUCGACCGGAUGCGCAUGGUGGUGCCCAGGAAGGAGGACAGGGCUUGUUUUGGGAAUGAUGACGGCCGCAGGGCGGUGUUUUGGCGGCUGGCGGGAAAGCAUGGCGGGUUUGCCGUGCUGGAGAGGUGGGCGUACUUGACGGCUCGCGAUCAGCCUUGA
Chaetomium strumarium is the source of this 441-nucleotide messenger RNA. RefSeq lists its product as uncharacterized. The record is from RefSeq and is a predicted model, not a curated record. The transcript has a single exon. The coding region runs from base 1 to 441 and encodes 146 amino acids. Lineage: Eukaryota; Fungi; Ascomycota; Sordariomycetes; Sordariales; Chaetomiaceae.